GAAUUCUUUGUUGUUAUUCGGUAGCCAAACAAGACCUUUUCUGCUUCUUUCUUUCGCCUGUUCCAUUCCAUAGCGCAGAAACUGUGUCACGUGAAAACCAUAAUUUCAAGAACUGUCUGCUAGUUUCUGGUAUUCCGACCGACCAAUUAGCCUUUUUCCGGCGAGACCCAGAUGGAGAAAGAGCCACUCCUCCCUUCUUAUCUCAGCCCCAGAGCAUCACCCCACACAUACCCAUCUCCUAUCUCCCUCUGCCCUUUACCUGAACACGAUGAAAUUUCAAUCCCUCCUGUCCCUGUCCCUCUUACCCCUUCUGAACUCAAAGAACGCAUUAUAUUUGGUCCCCUUGAAGCUACUGCCACUGCUAUUGAUGCUUUGACCUUGAACUUAGACCUCCCUGGUUCUUCAUCUUCAACCAAUCUUGAAACAGCUGAUAAUCAGAAUUCUUGGUUGCUUGACCCAAAUUACCCUUCUUGGACAAAGAGUAAUCUUCAUAGGUCUAAAACAGCACCAGCAAUGGCUGUUAUAAAUGAUUUUGAGCAUUCAUCUGUUUCUAAGCCACCCCAAUUUGGGAAAAUUUCAAUUGUUGGACAAGGGGUUGUGCUUUUGAUUCUUUACUUGACACUUGGGGUGGCUAUCUAUUCUUUUUUUAAGGACCAUUUUAAAGCUACUGAGACUCACCCCAUUGUUGAUGCUUUGUAUUUUUGCAUUGUUACUAUGUGUACUAUUGGUUAUGGUGAUAUAACUCCUGAUAGUACACCUACAAAGUUGUUCUCUAUCUUGUUUGUACUUGUGGGUUUUGGUUUUAUUGAUAUUUUGCUUAGUGGGAUGGUUAGUUAUGUGCUUGAUUUGCAAGAGAACUACCUGUUAAGGAGUAUUAAAAGUGGGAAUUCACAUGAUGCUAGGUCUUAUAUUAUUGAUGUGAAGAAGGGUAGAAUGAGGAUAAGAAUGAAAGUGGCACUGGCAUUGGGUGUUGUGGUUCUUUGUAUUGGGAUUGGGGUUGCUGUUAUGCAUUUUGUUGAGAAGCUUGGGUGGGUAGAUGCAUUUUAUUUGUCAGUUAUGUCAGUUACCACUGUCGGGUACGGUGAUAGGGCAUUCCAAUCAAUGACUGGUCGUAUCUUUGCAUCCAUUUGGUUACUUGUGUCUACACUCGCAGUUGCUCGAGCCUUUCUCUACUUAGCUGAGGCCAGAGUAGAUAAACGUCAUCGGAAAAUGGCAAAAUGGGUGCUUGAUCAGGAUAUGACUGUUGCGCAAUUUCUUGCUGCUGAUAUGGAUAAUAAUGGAUUCGUGAGUAAAUCAGAAUAUGUGAUAUACAAGCUGAAAGAAAUGAGGAAGAUCACAGAGAAAGAUGUAUUACUGAUUUGCAAACAGUUUGAACGGCUGGACAGUGGCAACUGUGGAAGAAUUACCCUCGGUGAUCUAAUGGAACACCACCAUUAAACGUCGAAUUUGGUACCUUCCUAUUGGACACCAGGGAGAGGGAAAAAAAACAGAUAAACAGAGUUAUAGCAGCAUCUAGGAUUGGCAACUGGACAGGGCAAAAAAACUAUCUUGUCUAAAUGUGGCCUGCUGUAGAAACUGGAAAGUUGAGUUCCCUAAUUUUAUGGGAAGGGUGCUCUCCAUCCUUGCAGAGAAGUCAAGUCCAAAAAGUGCAGGUUUUUGGAUGAAGUAAGAAAUGGAAAAUUUUGGAAAUGUCUUAUUGGUGGAAAGUGGAAACCUUGCAAAUUUUUGAAGCAAAAGUAUAUUAUUUGUAAAUAACUACUUAUAUGAUAAGUAAUUUUAGAGGGAGAACAAAAAGGGUAUUCUCAGAAUAAUACAUUAAUUAUUUAUUUUGUAAAGAAUUUAUUUUCGAAAAUCACAUAUAUAAUGUG
Molecule: messenger RNA, 1868 nt
Organism: Solanum dulcamara
Lineage: Eukaryota; Viridiplantae; Streptophyta; Magnoliopsida; Solanales; Solanaceae
Product: two-pore potassium channel 3-like
Exons: 2
Coding region: 172-1437 (421 amino acids)
Biological process (GO): potassium ion transmembrane transport; stabilization of membrane potential
Cellular component (GO): plant-type vacuole membrane
Molecular function (GO): potassium ion leak channel activity
Source: RefSeq, a predicted model, not a curated record